UAAACAUAAAAUAGAAACUUGUUAAUAGGGCAACUCUCGACGCCAGUGUGUCAUAAAAUUUUUGAUUUGGGCGUGGAAAAGGAACAAAAACAAUUUUGUUUUCUAUUUGUGAUAUAUAACCAUCAUGGGGGCCAGUAAUCGCACAACACGCAUAGCUGUUGGAAUUUCGGCUAUAUCCUUCAUAUUGUUUCUAAUAGCAUUCGUCACACCCUACUGGCUAAUCACAGAUGGUCGCAUUGACAAUCCUCGCUUUACAAAUCUUGGACUAUGGGAAGUGUGUUUCCGUAAUUUCCAAGAUAUACAUCGAUUCUACGAUACCGUGUUUAAUGGAUGCAUGUGGGUAUUCGAAGAAGAAUAUUACAUUAUACACGAUUUUCUUCUACCAAGUUUCUAUAUUGCUGUGCAAGUUUUUGCUACACUCUGCUUCGUGUUGUGUCUCCUCGCUUUGCCGCUGACAUUAUCCUUUUUGCGUACCUCUCGUGAUGACGACCGUUAUGUAUUCCUGUUGUUAACUAUUGGAUCCUGCCAAGUACUAGCUUCUUUAUUCGGUUUUAUCGCCGUUGUAAUAUUCGGUGCGAAAGGAGAUUCCCGUGAUUGGAUGCCAGGCUGGCAAAACAAUGACAUGGGCUGGUCAUUUGCCUUAGCUGUGGUGGGUGGCGUCAUGUUAUUACCAGCCGGUAUAUUAUAUAUAGUGGAAGCGCGACGUGAACGUUAUCGUCAUUUAAAUGAAAUAAGUAAUCGUGAUGUUAGUGAGUAUGGCGGUCCCACAGAUGAGUUUUACCAACAACAGGCACAACAAUAUUUUGCACCUGAACCAACUAGGCCUAGGCGUCCACCACCUGGUCAGAGUACAUCUGCCGCUGCUGCUGCAGCAGCUGCUGCACUACCCAAAGCAGGCGGCUUACAAACCGACAUCUGAGAAAUAUUUUAGUAAACUAUAAAAACAAAGAAAUUUAAUUACGAACAUUAAUCUCCAAAAUCCGUCCAUUUUUUAGUGAGUGCGUCAAAAUCAUUCCACGUUACGUCUAGUUUUUAGUCAAUUAGUAUUUUUACUCCAGUACAAGUAUCUAAAAAGUGUUUUAUAGACAUAUAUAAGUCCGUUUCGAAUAAAUAUGUAGAAAUUACAUAUAUUUUAAUUUAAAAACCUAAGAAAAUAUGCGUCACAUUCGAUACACAAUAAACUUGUCUUUUAUACAUUAUUUAAUUCGUAAA
This is a messenger RNA of Bactrocera oleae (olive fruit fly), 1212 nucleotides long. It is a transcript of the gene kune, whose product is annotated as kune-kune. The record is from RefSeq and is a predicted model, not a curated record. Lineage: Eukaryota; Metazoa; Arthropoda; Insecta; Diptera; Tephritidae. Gene Ontology annotation, biological process: regulation of tube size, open tracheal system; septate junction assembly. Gene Ontology annotation, cellular component: membrane; septate junction.